Molecule: messenger RNA, 234 nt
Organism: Drosophila grimshawi
Lineage: Eukaryota; Metazoa; Arthropoda; Insecta; Diptera; Drosophilidae
Product: high mobility group B protein 2
Exons: 1
Coding region: 1-234 (77 amino acids)
Source: RefSeq, a predicted model, not a curated record
AUGAACGAUACAUUUAAAAAGUUGCCAGUCAAUCCCUAUUUCAUAUUUCUUGCCCAGUUUCGCGAAUAUCUUGAAAAACGCGGUGUGAGGAAUAUUAAAGUCACCACUGUGGCUCGAGCGGCUGGUAAGAAGUGGCGCCAAAUGAGCUGCUCUCAAAAGGCUGCCUAUAUUGAAAGUGCACAAAUGAAUCGAGAAGCUCGUAAACGAAUACACACAAUUAAAACAGAAGUGUAA